This is a messenger RNA of Pediculus humanus corporis (human body louse), 726 nucleotides long. RefSeq lists its product as uncharacterized. The coding region runs from base 1 to 726 and encodes 241 amino acids. The transcript has 4 exons. Lineage: Eukaryota; Metazoa; Arthropoda; Insecta; Psocodea; Pediculidae. The record is from RefSeq and is a predicted model, not a curated record. Gene Ontology annotation, biological process: chromatin organization; regulation of DNA-templated transcription. Gene Ontology annotation, molecular function: sequence-specific DNA binding; zinc ion binding. Gene Ontology annotation, cellular component: nucleus.
AUGCCUUUUGGUGUCAAGCCAGAAUGUAUUCAGUGUCAAAGGACGGAGUCAGCUAUGUGGAGAAAUACGGAGCUUGGAUUUAUUUGUAAUGAAUGUAGUUUAAAGCAUAAAGAGGAAGAAAAGCAAUUAGUUUUAUCUCAACAAAAGGAAGAAAAUUCCGCGAAUAAAAAUCAAAACUUAGAAUUUUCCACUUCUUCAAAAAUUAUGCUCAGGAAAAGUACCAGAAUGACUAGAAAUUAUAAAACUAGACUUAAUCCAUAUGCGUUACCUAAACCACUUGCGCCAAAAGGAAAGGGUCGAAGAAAUAUCUUUAAAAAAACACCUAUGAAAGCACCAUCAGCUGUAGCGACAACUGUAACUAGUAACCAUAUAUUUUAUAAAGGAAGCUAUAUUCAUGUUGGAGAUGUAGUUCAAGUUGAAGAUAUCAGUGGAGGAAUAUUUUAUGCUCAAAUCAGAGGAUUAUUGACUGAUGCCUAUGGUGAAAAAAGUGCUGUUAUAUCUUGGUUAGUGCCGACAAAAAACACAGAUUCGUUAAAUUUUGAUCCAUCAUCAUAUAUUUUAGGACCUGAUGAAGAUUUACCAAGAAAAUUAGAAUGUUUAAAAUUUGUUAUGCAUGCACCAUCUGAUUAUUUCAAAUCGAGAAACUCGCCUUAUCCUCAUGUAUUUCAACAAUCUGACAAAUUUCAAAGCGGAUAUGUUUGGACUAGGUUAAGUGUUGGUUAUUAG